AUGAAGAACAUCGCCAUCUUCGUAGCCGCACUGAAAUCGCUAUUCUGGACUAUGCAAGGAUGCGCCGAAUACAGGUCUUGCCACUGCUACGACGCCAACGGCAAGCCCAACGACGUGGCAACCGCCAUUAUAUGCGCUGGCAACCUGGAGUCGAGAACGGACUUAGAAAUCGUGUUUCGAGAGUGGUAUUACUAG
Messenger RNA from Colletotrichum orchidophilum, 195 nucleotides. RefSeq lists its product as uncharacterized. The transcript has a single exon. Lineage: Eukaryota; Fungi; Ascomycota; Sordariomycetes; Glomerellales; Glomerellaceae. The coding region runs from base 1 to 195 and encodes 64 amino acids. The record is from RefSeq and is a predicted model, not a curated record.